Messenger RNA from Antechinus flavipes (yellow-footed antechinus), 2899 nucleotides. Its product is annotated as casein kinase II subunit alpha'-interacting protein-like. The transcript is spliced from 3 exons. The record is from RefSeq and is a predicted model, not a curated record. NCBI's taxonomy places the organism in Eukaryota, Metazoa, Chordata, Mammalia, Dasyuromorphia, Dasyuridae. Bases 290 to 2836 code for a protein of 848 amino acids.
UGCUGCACUAAGUAUGUAAGGAAAAAACAUCUACUUUUCUUUGUAUCCCAGCACACGGUCCUCUCCAGAGAGAGUGCUUACUCUUUUGAAAUGACUGGAUUUUUAUUUUAGUUACUUCAUAAUUCUACAGAACCAGUCCCUAACUAAGUAAGCCUUUCCCUAUUGGAAAAUCUUGUAACCAUAAAGAACCACAAGCAAGAAUCAGGCUGGCUGAGACUGCUAAUCAUUAGAACAUUUGAAACACCCUGCUCUUCUUGGAAGUUCCUAAUGGAAGCCCUUUAGAGGAAGAAUGGAGGUCAGAAGGGCCAGGAUACCUCUGAAAGUUUCUCCUGCAUCAACAACUAGAAAAAGCCCCUGUUACCAGGCUCCACAGACGCUCUUACCAUGUCCCCCACACCGGAUUCCACCACUCUGGAAACAAAACAACAGGUCCAGCAUAAAGCAGAUGUCCCGCAUCAACCACUUGACCCGAAUCAUUAAGCAAACACCCCCUCCCUGCUCCUGGACCAAAAGCACACCCUCCCCAUGGUUCCAGCGUCUAGUUACAUCUCCAAAGGUGCCUCAUACCUAUCCCAAAACAGGGGUAGCGCCAGUAGGCCAACUUAAUCACCAGGCUACAGCUAAGUCAUCCACACUCCACAGAGGGCAUCCACGGGCCCCAGCCAAGCCUUUUCCUAGGCCCAACACCAGGGCCAGGAAAACUGAUGUGUCAUUAAAAGCUGAUAAACAACAACUUGUGCUGGUACCUAGCUCCAAACAUCAGCCUGAGUCUCCAUUGCAUCCCGAUCACCAGACAGCGAAUUCUCCAAGCCCUUCCUGUCAUGUUUCCAAGAUUAACCAAAGCUGUAACCAACCACCUGAGAAGCUUCCAAGCUACGACCAGAAGUCCCCAAGUCCACCACCCCCCGACUGCCAAUCCCCUGAGGUUCCAUCCUGGGAAGAUCACAGGAGCGAGGAUCCCACGUCCGAGGCUGAAGAUAUCCCUAGUCCAGACCCUGAACCCCCAGAGCAGGACCCACCCGAGGCAGAGAGCCUCGAGAACCAGGAUGAGACUUCGCAGAAGUCCACUCCGAGUGUUACCAACUUGAAGCACGUCAUAAUCAUACCAUCCUGUGAUAAUCAGUCCUAUUCUUGGGCCACAGCUUUUGAAUCACCGAGUGAAGCUCAACAUUCUAAGACUUCACACACUAACCUGUGCCCUAGGGAAACAGCAUCACCGUUAAGAUGUGGUGAACAUCCGAUGUCCAAGGCGCUGGGUGUAACGCCGUCCCAUCCGGAUCAAAAAACUAGAGUUGCGCUAACCCCCAGCCCUGAAGAGCAGGCUGAGCAUCUACCGGUCCCCACCACCCAAGCCUCAUUUCCAAUGGAGGUAGAAUGCUGGGAAAUGACAUCACCAAAGACAGACCAUCAGGCUGCAGUUCUAAGAGGUCAGGAUCAGGAAGCCUUACAUCUCCAGGAUAAAGCUUUACCUGAGGGACGUGACCACCUGGAGACCUCUCAGGUGAACAAGGUCACAUCACCAAGAGCCAGCCACCAGGCUGCCGCACGAAGAGGUCCAGACCAUGGGAAAGCAUCUGUAUUAUCACUAGACACAGAGAAAAAGACUCUAUCGGCCUCCAGCCAUGAGACCAUAACUCAAAUCAGCCUUAACUACCAGGCUAGGGAUAUAGUAAGCCUGAUUUCUCAAAGCAAAGCCAGUGUCUCAACUCAGACAGAAACGUGCUGGAAAACAACUUCAGUAGAAAAAGACCACCAGAGCACAAUUCUAGACCAGAAUGGUAAGACAAAACCUGUUAGGAGCGCAACCUUACAGAAUACAAGUCUGCCUGGCUUCCACCAGGCACCAAGUCCAUCCCGCGGUGCCCAUCACUUGGAAAGUGUUCCACGCCCCAACACACAGCCUUCCUUUCCAUCAUCCCACAUAAAAUUGUCAGGGGGUUCAGUACACCACUUCACACCUAGCCCCAACACUCUAGCCCACCAUAAAAACCAGAAUAAGGCUGUAUCAGGCUCCAGAAAUUUCCGUCCGAAUCACACACCUCCAAUUAGGCUGAAUAAUCAUAAAAUACCUCAGGCAAGACCCAGUUAUAGGACUAGAUCUCUACCAAUUCCUAACCAUCAGAAUGAGAUUCUAAUGGCACUAGAUUCUAACCAUCAAGGACCGGCCCGAAACGGGUCCCAACAUCAGGGCCACACUGUUCCAAAAAAACAAGGUCCACGGGGUUUUAACUACAUCAAACCAUACAUUAUUGAGGGAGGAUCUGUGCCUGCUAAAAUUGUUCAUGCCAUCAUCAAUUCCAUCCCUCAAGAGCAAAUAAAAAAUGACAUCAGCAAGCAGAUUCACUUAUGGAGGAUUGGGAAUUCUCCAUCUCAUUGGCCUGGUCAAUUCUUUUCCAGUAAUUACUUGGUCUGUUUAAUUUGUGUCUCCUGGAUCCCAUAUGGCUGUCCCCAUGUUCAAAAAACAAAAUAUCCAUGUGUCAUACAAUUACUGGCCAUACCAAUGCUGCUGCCUGGUUCUAAGCAAAAGCUAAAUGUGAAAUUUAUCUUCCAAGUGCCCCAGACAAUAGCAUGCAACAUUUUCAGCCUCCCAUAUACCCAUUAUUGUUUUCAAAGGCCCUUAAACCGCUCGCCAGUAUUUCCCACAUCUUCCCAUUCAGACCCGGUACUCUCUGAGGCCGUAAAGAAAAAAUGGCUUCACUUCAUCCUUGGCAAGAAUCACCACCUAAGGGGAGAAACCACAAUUAGAAGCCGACAGUCAUGCAUUAAAGAAAUGCCCAGGAAGAGGCGUAGGAGCAACAGAGAAGGGCCAAAAGGAUUAAGACAAAGAGGAAAUUAAAUAAUCUUUUUUUCUCUUUGAAAAGAAAUGAACUGAAAACCUCUACCCUGUAUAUAUUUGAAA